Alosa alosa (allis shad) is the source of this 2006-nucleotide messenger RNA. RefSeq names its product empty spiracles homeobox 1 (gene emx1). The transcript has 3 exons. Lineage: Eukaryota; Metazoa; Chordata; Actinopteri; Clupeiformes; Clupeidae. The coding region runs from base 180 to 878 and encodes 232 amino acids. Gene Ontology annotation, molecular function: DNA binding; DNA-binding transcription factor activity, RNA polymerase II-specific. Gene Ontology annotation, biological process: neuron differentiation; central nervous system development; brain development. The record is from RefSeq and is a predicted model, not a curated record.
CAUAUUAAUUGCACUGACUUGUAGGGUCUUCAAACUGUCCUGCAGACACCUUCAUGCCACAGAACCCCGCGGUUUGCGCCAUAACUAUAUGUGAUACGGCAUCUAUGUAAUAUUAAUUAAGUGAAGGUGAGUGUGUGUCUUCUGCUGGACUUCGCUCGGAUCUGCAAGGACUAUUGAGGAUGUUUUCCACAGCUGGAAAGCGUUGUUUUACUAUUGAAUCUUUGGUAGCAAAGGAGAGCCCGAUGACUGCCGACGAACCUAUCCGGCCAACAGCGCUCAGCUACACCUCAACGCCGACCGACGGUUUCAUGAGUGGCUAUCAACAUCCAACGAGCCGGUCUCUCUAUCCGAAUCCGGAGCUGGUGUUCCCGGAGACCGUCAGCCAUCCGUCUCUCACCGUGCACCCGCACCAGCUCGGCAGCGCACACCUACAGCACCCGCACUUCUUUAGCACACAGCACCGGGAGCCUCUCAACUUCUACCCGUGGGUCUUACGUAACAGAUUCUUCAGUCACAGAUUCCAAGGAAACGACGUUUCCCAAGACGCCCUUCUCCUGCACGGGCCGUUUGCUCGGAAGCCCAAGCGUAUUCGAACGGCAUUCUCUCCGUCACAGCUCCUACGUCUGGAACGAGCUUUCGAGAAGAAUCACUACGUUGUGGGAGCAGAGCGAAAGCAGCUCGCCAACAGCUUGAGCUUGUCAGAAACACAGGUGAAAGUGUGGUUCCAGAAUCGCCGCACAAAGUACAAGCGGCAGAAACUGGAGGAGGAAGGACCUGACAACAGUCAGAGGAAGAAGGGGAACCAUCACAUCAACCGCUGGCGUCUCGCCACCAAACAGACCCCCAACGAGGACAUAGACGUCACGUCCGACUCCUAAACCCCCCCCCCCCCCCCUCUCUGCGUAGACGUCCCAACCACGAAAACCGCCCCUACUCCACCUUCCUCAACUAAAGACCAAGGACGGGCCCUAUUUAUUAUGUUAAAAUGAUUAGUGAUCUGUAAUAAUGUUUCAUGUGCACUGGAGGACUGAGUGUGUGUGGAGAACCAAGACUGAUUCUACAGGCUCUCUGCGAGCCUUCUUGUCACUGUUCAGAUAACCAGGAGACCAAUGCCACUAAAAGCACGCACGCACACACACACACUUUCUGUUUCUCUCUCGCUGCCUAUCUUUGUCUAUUUUUGUUCCUUACAACACGUUUGUCUGUAUUCUGCUAUCUUUUCUCUCUGUGCCCACAAAUUUUCAGAAAUUCUCCUGACCAAUUUAAUAAUCUGGUUGAAGAAAAUAUGCAUUAUUUCCCCUCUCAUCCACGUCCAUCCUCUGCGGGGGUACGUGAGAGCUGAUGUUUAAACAUGAUUCAAGCCUUGGAUGUCUUUGCUGACUGCAAGUGUGUGUGUGUGUGUGUGUGUGUGUGUGCGUGCAUAUUGAUGGUCAGACCGCUGCAUGUUCAUAGACUGUUUAUAGACAGCUGGGCAAAGGUCACAGUUGAAAGGUCAGCCUCUGUGUAAUCCUGACCUUUGAGUAUUUGACCUCCCUGUUUUGCACAUUGGUGUCUAAGCAGAGGGUGUCCCACGGCUGCUGAUGUGUGUGUAUGUGUUUGUUUGUGUGUGUGUGUGUGUGUGUCUGUUUGCAUGUAAAAUAUGAUCAUGAACACUUGGGCUCAGGUUCACACUUGGGUGUGUUGAGAAAAGUGAGAGCACAAGCAUAUGCUACUGUGUGUGUGAGUGUGCGUGUGUGUGUGUGUGUGUGUGUGUGUGUGUGUGUGUGUGAGUGUGCGUGUGUGAGUGCACGUGCGUGUAUCAGCCAGAGUAAAUAGGACAUGAUUGCAUGAGUGUGUGUGAGAGUGUGUGUGAAUUAUUAUUAUUAAUGAGCGAUGCUUCAUAGGAAUGUGUGUGCGCGUGUGUGUGUGUGUUUAUCUGGAACAUUAGCCAUCCUUGGUUCUCACACGGUGAAAUAUUUGCCAACAAAUAUCUAAUGAAUUUUCCAGAACAAAAGUUGUAAAAACAA